Molecule: messenger RNA, 1371 nt
Organism: Fusarium oxysporum Fo47
Lineage: Eukaryota; Fungi; Ascomycota; Sordariomycetes; Hypocreales; Nectriaceae
Product: pyridoxal phosphate-dependent transferase
Exons: 2
Coding region: 1-1371 (456 amino acids)
Biological process (GO): biosynthetic process; amino acid metabolic process
Molecular function (GO): transaminase activity; pyridoxal phosphate binding
Source: RefSeq, a predicted model, not a curated record
AUGCUUUCCCAUCGCGCUCAGAAAAGCUUGAACUGGCUGGCUGAAGAGAUUCCCUCUGUCCCAGUAUGGCCAGAGGGCGUGCUUGCCAUGAACUCAGCAGAGAACUGGCUGUGCCGUCCAGAUAUUAUUCCGCUCAUGAAGAAGGCCAUAGCGGACAACCUUGAAGCCUCGCAUCUCUCCUACUCGAAGAACCUCGGUGGGCCACCGGAUCUUCUCGAAAAUACAGCCUCUUUCUUCAAUAGGUUCUUCAGUCCGCGAAGUCCUGUCCUGCCCAGCCAUAUCGUCUGUGGUGCUGGCGCUGGGUCCAUCCUCGACUGUCUUGACUUUUCGCUCAGUGAGCUUGAUGAAGGCAUGCUGAUUAACGCGCCAUGUUGGGAGGGCUUUGGGAUAGCAAGUAAUCUGCGAAACGAUGAUCGGUUGAUACCAGUCACGAUACCAGUUGGGCUUUCGUCCCCGGAGCAGCUCAUCAAGCUUUAUCGCAAGGCUAUGGAAGCUGCGACAUGUCGCAUACGCGGUAUCAUUGUUUGCAACCCCAUGAACCCUUCUGGGCACAUCUAUCCUACCCAUUGGUUGGAAGCGAUCCUUCAGUUCUGUGAAGAGCAGGAUAUUCAAUACAUCGCGGAUGAGAUUUACGGCAUGUCGGCGUGGGAGCUACAACAACCAAAGACCCUAAAAACAUUUUCUGAAAAAGGUCCAAUUGUUUUUGAGUCCCCAGAGACAAAGUUUACUUCCGUCUUAUCUCUGGAUAUGGAGCGACUUAAAGUAAAUCCUGCUCGCAUACAUGUUGUCUACGCAUUGAGCAAAGACCUGGGGAGCAGUGGUCUCCGACUGGGCUUCCUCGUGACACAGAAGAACCCCGAGCUUCGCAAUGCAAUGGCCAUUCUGAACAGGUACCGAGUCUCCAAUGCCACAUCUGUGAUUGCCUCCAGUCUUUUCUCGGACCUUUUAGUCCUAGAGCACAUCCUCGUUCGCAAUAGAAUGCUUCUCCGCAAUGCCGCAGAGCUCGUUGGGGAUUUCUUAUCCUUCCACCGCUUUACCUUCUAUCGCCCAGUAGCAGGAGUCUUUAUAUGGACUCGUCUUGGUGGGGAGACAGCAACAGAGGUUUCGGAUGCAGAGCUUAUGGAGAGUUUUGCAUCUGCGAAAGUUUCUGUUGCUAGCGGUGUGCCAUUCCAUGCUAGAGAUAGAGGAUGGUUCCGAAUCACGUUUGCACUUCCUCGUGAGCAAUUGCUCGAGGGACUGCAGCGCAUAGAGAGGGCGAUGACUUUGGAGCGUACAUGGAGGCCUUCGAAUGAUACGGAAGUCGCGGGGUUUGUAUCUGUCCAGAGGCAGAACCUGAUGAAGCCCAAGGGCGCUGGAUGUCUGGUCAUGUAG